This is a messenger RNA of Saccostrea cuccullata (small rock oyster), 1869 nucleotides long. RefSeq names its product dolichyldiphosphatase 1-like. Gene Ontology annotation, biological process: protein N-linked glycosylation; lipid biosynthetic process. Gene Ontology annotation, molecular function: dolichyldiphosphatase activity. The record is from RefSeq and is a predicted model, not a curated record. Bases 11 to 808 code for a protein of 265 amino acids. The transcript has 8 exons. Lineage: Eukaryota; Metazoa; Mollusca; Bivalvia; Ostreida; Ostreidae. Gene Ontology annotation, cellular component: endoplasmic reticulum membrane; intracellular membrane-bounded organelle.
AUUCCAGCCAAUGGCAUUGUCUUUGAUAAACACUAUCGGAAUUCUCGCAAGCGCAACAUUCACUUCCGGUGCAAUGGAUGAUGCUGACAAAAUGCAGACCACACAAACAGAUAAUGCUUUUACUGAUGUGGUUUGGAAAUCAAUAUCUCUAACCCAUGUAGAAUAUCCAAAAGGUGACUUUGUUGGAUAUAUUCUAGCUUGGUGCAGCCUUUUACCAAUUUUUUCAAUCAUUGGAUUUAUCACAUUGAUUUUAUUUAGAAGAGAUUUACAUACUAUUUCCUAUUUUACUGGUCUCCUGCUGAAUGAAGCAUGUAACUGGAUUCUAAAGCAUAUGAUCAGAGAGCAUAGACCUCUAAGAGAUCGAGCUGUACUCUUCACAGAGUAUGGGAUGCCAUCCAGUCAUGCUCAGUUUGCAUGGUUUUUCUCAACGUACAUGGUGUUCUUCUUAUUUAUACGAGUUUAUAGAAAUCACAGUUUGAUGGAUGAUAUAUGGAAAUAUCUAGUCAGUAUUGUAUGCUUCACUUUAUCUUCAGCAGUUCUAUAUAGUAGAGUGUACCUAGGCUAUCACACAUUUGGACAGGUGUCAUGUGGGGCAUUACUAGGGAUUUUCCUGGGAGCUCUGUGGUUCGCUGUAGUACAACUAAUAUUAACACCCUGUUUUCCUCAUUUAGCCUCUCAUCCUGUGGGAGAAUUUUUAAUGCUAAGAGAUUCUACAUUAAUUCCACAUGUUAUGUGGUUUGAAUAUACAUCAUCUAGAUCAGAAGCUAGGAAUAGACAAAGGAAAGUGACUGGUCGUAAAUCUCAGUGACCUUGGUGACAGGUAGCUGGUCUGGUUGUGGAUCCUCCUCAGCAUUGCAAGAGUGUCUCCCUCCAAAUCAAAAGUAUCUGGUUGGCUGAAUGUGAGCCUAUCAGGAAUUUCCCAGGAUUCCUUGUGCUGGGAAUCUCCCAUGAGCCUUUAAAACAUUAGAUCAGAGAAUGUCGUGUGUAAUAUUCAGUGUAGGUUUCAGAACUUGGAAAUGAUGAAAGAAAGAUAAGCCUGAGUAAUCUAUAUUGAUUGCUAAAUUAAGCUUGUUUGUGACAAAUAGAAAAAGCAGGAGGGAGAGAUGUAAUGUGACGGAUCUAACAUUGUGCUGAAUCUAAAUCCUGUUUAUUUAAGAUAAUGAAGUAGAUAGAUGUGUGUGAGACUGUGUUGUAAUGUCGGUACAUGUCUUGUAUUUUAAUUAGCUGUACUAAAUACAGUUUAGUGAAGGUUGGCAUUUAUAUGUCGUAAAUAAUUUAAUCAAAAUGACUGUUUAAAUUGUUAUAACUAUACUUGUACUUUAAUGUAUAUUUUUAUCUAGGAAAUCUAUUAAUUGCAUUAAAAAGUUGAACACAUUUAAAUAUUUUAGAUGUCCUUGUAAUGCUGUUGUCUGUGAUUAAUGUCACGGUUACAAAUGAAGAUUUGAUAAAUUAUAUGCAUGUUUGGUUCUAAAGUACGAGUAAUGGUAAUUAAAAAAUCUUAAGAUUAGGAAAUAUAGAGAACUUUGAAGCAAAGUACAUGAAUUAAAAAAUUUCUUUUAAUGAGAAAUAAUUCCCGAAAAGUUUUUUUUUUAUGUCAAGUCAAUAGAUGGUGUAGAUUUAACAACAGUGCAUAAAAGUUGGGUAAAUUUAACAAAGGUUUAUUGCUAUGCAGAGAUAUGGGCAAAAAUGAGGAUCAGAUAUAAGGCUUAAUUGUGUCUUUUCCCCCUAAAAACUAACUUUGAAAUUGUCUUAUUUAUAGAGUUUAGCAUACUUUGACAUCACUGAUUGUGGGGUUUAAUUUUUGUGGUUGGAGAGACCUAUAGAUUCAAGUCCCCAUCAAAAUAUAAAAUUUCAUACAUUUAACAACUG